AUGAUCUUCAUUUUUCCACAAGAGCCCUCCCAUACAUCUAAUGGAUUGAUCUUAUUUUUAGGAAAACAAUUCCCCUCAACUCAUGAUGCUGCAUUUAAAAAAUUAAGUAACUCACUUGCAAUAAGAGCUGUGGUUGAAAGUACCAACAAAAUGAUCUUCAUUUUUCCACAAGAACCCUCUCAUACAUCUAAUGGAUUGAUCUUAUUUUUAGGAAAACAAUUCCCCUCAACUCAUGAUGCUGCGUGA
Messenger RNA from Clunio marinus, 246 nucleotides. Lineage: Eukaryota; Metazoa; Arthropoda; Insecta; Diptera; Chironomidae. The record is from the annotation of a GenBank genome assembly.